Molecule: messenger RNA, 840 nt
Organism: Paramecium pentaurelia
Lineage: Eukaryota; Ciliophora; Oligohymenophorea; Peniculida; Parameciidae
Source: the annotation of a GenBank genome assembly
GAUGGUAAUUAUCUCAGCAGCAAUAUGUGAUAAGAAUGGAAUACUAUUUAUAGGUAGAUAAUUUUAAGGAAUCACAACAAAUGAAUUAAAGGAAGUAAAGAAACUUAAAAAUAUAUUUAGCAAGUUCGUAAUUUUCCUAAAUUAAUUUCUCCAACUUAAUAACAUACUUUUAUUGAUCAUGAAAAUUUAAGAUAUAUAUAUACUCCCAUUGAUAACAUUUAUAUAGUGUUGAUUACUUCAAAAAAUAGCAAUAUAAUUGAGGAUUUAGAAGUAUUAAGAAUUUUGAAGAAUGUUCUCUCUGAUAUCUGUUAAUAAGGUAUAAUAAAUACUUAAACAUAGUUAAUGAAGAGUCAAUUAAAAAGAAUAGUUUUGAAAUACUUUUAGCCAUUGAUGAUAUAAUUUCAGCUGGAUUAAGAGAAAGCACAACAACAAGUUAAGUAUAAACAGCUUUAGAGAUGGAAAGUUCAGAAGAGAAAAUUCAUUUAAUGUUAACUAAAGCAAGAGUAAUUAAAAAUUUAUAAUUAUUAUUUUAGGAAAAUGAAGCAAAAGAAUAGGCUAAAAAACAUUAAAUGGAAAUGGAAAGAAAAAGAUAAGAAGAAUUAGCUUAGAAAAAGAAUUAAAAGUAAUCUAAAGCUAUUGAUAAUGCAUUCAAAUUACCAUAAAAUGAAGGUAUUUAAAUAGUAGUGAAUUUAGAAAAGGUAAAUCCCAUACCUAAAACUGAAGUAAUAAACGAAAAUUUAAGCACACAAUCCUAAGUAUUGCAAAAAUCAAAUGUGAAAUCUGCUCCUAAGAAAGGAAUGUAAUUAACAAAAAAGAAAGAAGCAACCUCAUUUGAAUGAA